Henningerozyma blattae CBS 6284 is the source of this 849-nucleotide messenger RNA. RefSeq lists its product as uncharacterized. The record is from RefSeq and is a predicted model, not a curated record. Gene Ontology annotation, cellular component: membrane. The transcript has a single exon. The coding region runs from base 1 to 849 and encodes 282 amino acids. NCBI's taxonomy places the organism in Eukaryota, Fungi, Ascomycota, Saccharomycetes, Saccharomycetales, Saccharomycetaceae.
AUGACCUCAAAACUUACAGUUUUUUUAUUAAUUAAUUUAAGAUUCUGGGAAUUUUGUUCCUCCGUAUUGGUCAUGUCAUUAUUAGCUGCUGCUAUGUCAGAAUCCCAUUUCCACGGUUCAAAAAGAUUUAAUUUCAGUUUAGCCCAAGGUGCUAUUGGCACUUGUUAUUCUCUUUUCGUUAUAUUAUUACCACCUAUUGUACCUGGUCUAGUUUUUGCUGGUUUCUAUUUUUGCUGGGAGGUUAUUAUGAAUCUAUUAUGGUUAUGUUGCUUUAUUGUUGUAGCUAAAGUAGUUGGUGAACACAGUUGUCAUAAUAAAUUUACAAAAACUUAUAAUCCAAAGUAUGGAUCUCAAACAAGAUACCAAGAAACUGGUGGUGAAUAUAAUCCAUUUACUAAUAAAUAUACAACAAAGAGAUAUCAUGUUCCUUGCAAUUGUGCCAAAGCUGCAAUUGCAUUUGCUGGUCUUUCGUGGUUAUUAAGUUGUUUCUCUUGUAUUGUUUUAUGGUACAAAGUCUGUAGACCAAUUAAAGCUUCUCACGGUAGAAGUGGUUUAUGGAAAACUGGAAAUUCUAUGGGUGUUAGACUACAUAGAUUUACCACAAUGACUUUGGCCGAUGAUGCUGAUAAUCAAUUAAUGAUGCAAGAAGCCGAACCUCCAGUUGAAGAUUAUGCUCCACCAACAAAGAAAUCCAAAAAAUCCAAGAAGGCUGUUCAACCAGAACCUCAACCAAGAGAUUCAGGCGUUUCUGAAACCGAUAUUGAAAGUGGUGAUGAAAUGAAAGAGGAUAAAUUGCACCAACCAGAGACAAAUUCAAGUGGGUCGACUGAUGGUGAUGCUGUCGUAUAG